AUGUUUCCAGGGGUCAAGACUUGGCAGACGCGGCUCCCUCAGAGCAAGAUAGACGUGUACGAGGAGUACUUCAUAAAAUCGUUUUCGUGCGACUCAAUAUGGCUUGUAUUACUAGGACUUCCCAUGAACAUUCGAAUGCCUGGCAAGGCUUUGCUUUUGCUGGUCGAGUUUGACCCUGUUACUUACCAGGGUCCUCAAGUCAACAAGCUAGAUUUUCAAGCUCACUCAUUGCUCAAAAUACACAGUUUCAUCGUCGAUAUUGCAUUUGAGAUGAGAGGUCCUCUUGUCAUGCAAUUGCAAUACCUAGAUGGCCCAUCUGUGGAAAAGCUGUGCGAUGCCAUGCAGAGACGGGUCGAUAACUUUGUGAGGAAUACGAUGCCGUAUGCCAUCGACCCCUUUCACGAAACGCGAUUCCGUCGUGCGCCAUUUGGUGACCUUUGCUCUAAGAGACUCAAGUUUUCCCCGGUCGAAAACUUCAAUACCAGCGGUUGGAGUGCUUCCCUCAAUCGUGCCGCCCUCCUGAAAACGUCUUACGCUUCCAUCUCGACGAAUAUCACUUUCCCUGGCUUUGGCCAGACAAGAGACGUCCUCAGGCAGCUCCUCCUGGCAGAAAAGACAUCGCGAGCGGUUCAAGUAAUGAUUCAGGAGAAGAAAGAUGAGAUCCGCUACGUCAAACAGCAGGCAGUGGCGCAAGAAAUGUCUUACAAUGUUGUCUACGGAGACAUCAAGUUGUUGGAUUUGGACAUUGGCGUUUUGAACCGGUUGCUAGAGUCUAACGAAGGGUCACGACAUCGUUGGCGAGCAGUUCACAUGUCGGCCUGGAGAGCAACAAUCAAACCUCUGAAGGUGGUAGAUCUGCCGAACGAGAUCUUGAUGCUCAUCUUCUCUAACUUUCGAGACAUUUCAGCUGAACAAGUCCUACCUAAGACUUUUCCUUCGGACGAACAGGUUCCCAACCCAGACGUCGAAAACAUCAAGAACAUUCGACUUACUUGUCGAGCCUUCUGCGACGUUGGCUCAUGGUUUCUAAUCCCUCUUGUGGACAUAUUCUUCACGCGACCUUCCCUUAAGUACCUCGAACAGGUUUCAAAACAUCCAACCAUUUCAAAAGGCGUACGCAUGAUUCGUGUCCAUACACAUACUUACAAUCCUUUACUCGCAAACGAUCGCAGCCGGUUUGCCAAGGCAACUGCCCGCAAACUUCGUUCAUUCGGCCGGAAAUUUGAUGACGAAGCGACCAAAGUUGAAAAGGAGAUAACCGAAGAUUUCUCUCUGCUUGGGCUCUUUCCAGGACCUAACCAUUUCAAGAUCGAUGGUUUUGAUAUUGCCCGGGAGGAAGCUCGAAACGUGAUGACAACAUUGAAGAGACUGAGACAACAAGAUCCUGAAACUGUGACGUCGCUUGAUCCAUUCGAGACCAAAAUUAGCAAGGCAAUCACAGAGGCCCACGAUGAAUAUAGACGGAGAUACCAGGAGCAGAAGAGCCUCAUUCAAGACGGCCACCUGCACGCCGCCAUCUCCGCCGCCAUUCGUCAGAUGCCUUCCGUCCGGAGACUCGACAUGAGCGAUGAAUGGCGUUACCAGUUGCACGACGUCUUCACGAGUGGGUGGGACAAUCGGCUGGAUGCGCGAAAGUACAAAGCCAUUUUGCAGGGCCAAAAUCCAUUUUGGAAACUGAUGGUUCACGCUCGUGAAUGGGGGGAUAAAUCAUUGGAAUGGGCUGCUCCCUUAGAAAUCGCAGCUGAAGAGCUUCAAAACCUACGAUACGCUUGCCAGCAGCUCAAACUUGUCCAGGUCUACGUUGACCUGCGUUUCUACCCCGUCUCGACGGCCCCGACCUGUGCACUGCUGGACGCAAUGCUUAUUUCGCCUGGACUGGAGGUUGUCAAGCUUUCCCUGUUACCUGGUCCUGAGUUCCAAGUUCUUGAUUCAGCUACAAGACUAGGCCCUAUGCUUGCAAAUUUACCUCGGCUCAAGCUGCGAAGUAUUUUCCUCGCGAAUUUUCCCGUCAAGAGUGCAGGACUCAGGAAUCUUCUGGAUAAGGUGUCCGGCAAAAUUCACUUGGAUUUGAGUGGUAUCUACUUAGUGGAAGGCACUUGGGCAGAGGCUCUUGAACUUAUGCGAGGCAAGGUAGACUCCUCGUCGCGAGUUGUGGAUCCCCGGGGAGCCAACAUCGGGACGGCUGGUACUCCCAUCAACGAUGCCCAGGACCUGCAUCAUUCUACAUCCGGGGUGGAAACAUUCCAAACCCAUUGA
This is a messenger RNA of Diaporthe amygdali, 2256 nucleotides long. Its product is annotated as DNA cross-link repair protein pso2/snm1. The coding region runs from base 1 to 2256 and encodes 751 amino acids. The record is from RefSeq and is a predicted model, not a curated record. NCBI's taxonomy places the organism in Eukaryota, Fungi, Ascomycota, Sordariomycetes, Diaporthales, Diaporthaceae. The transcript is spliced from 8 exons.